CCACUCUCUCCACCGUUCUGCCUUGUGUAUCCAAUGGUAGGAAAGGCCAAUUGCAGAUAUCUCUUGCUCCUCACCCAUUGGGGUGGUUCACGUCCUCUAUCAAACCUGUGAAAAUUGUAUAUCACCUUUCGAGCGACCUUCAUCUGAAACAUCUUCCGAUCUAUCCUUUCUUCUCGUAUCGUCUCGGUCUUUUGGGGAACGGCGUCUCGGGUCUCGUGUGACGACAUUCUAUUUUUUCCAUCUCCUCGACAGAACUAUAUGCAAGUCGAUCACGGGGAGCCUGUGCAAAGCUCGAUUUACGUUUUGAGAGACAUCACUUCAGGCCAAUCUUUGGAAUCAGACGCAUGACCUGCAACAUCAGACGAGGUAUCAAAGCAGAUAAUUGGUGGCUUUGCCUAUGAAACUCGUCCGCCUUUGAAUCUUGGUUGCUGGUUGACACACCGGUGGCGCCCACUCAAAAAGCCCUCAUCUUGCCGUGGCCUCUCCUCUCUUCAGUUGUAUCAAAUCUGCACGAUCCAGCCGCUGGCGGUUCCGAACGUCUUGUAGCUAUCAGCAGACAGUGUUGUGGACACUGAGCACGAGCUGGUCCAGGUUGGAUGACAUCCGACAAAAUCAGAUUCCCGGACACGUGACGGCUGUCCUAUAUCGACGACUGGAAGAGUCUAAAUGGGUCGCUUUCAAUGGAUCCACGGACAUCCCAAGCAAGGCGGCGACAAGCUGCACGCCGUCGCUCAUGACUGGUUUUCCAAAGACACUGCCGAGCCGCCCAGACAGGCUUUGACGGAAAUAAUGAAGGGGUAUACUAGCUUCGACUCCAGUGUCAGCGGCGAGUCUUCGAAAUCCCAGGGAAGGUCACGGACAAACACCGCCACUUCAUCAGUCUCCCAAUACACGCGUUCAUUGUCGGAUGGCUCAAACGAAUAUCCCUCUAGACCUUCGUCUCGGCAGAGCUGCGUUGAAGGCGGUCUUCCAUUGACGGACCGAUAUGAGACCAACGCGAAGAGUUUGCUCUCCAGAGGCACUCGUAUAUUGAAGCGACAAGGCAGCAAGCUCAAUCUCCUCCCUUCGCAACUGGAAGAGAAGUCACCAGAGCGUAGUGCAGGAAGGGUCGGAGAAAGCUCCCCGGGCAAGGCUCUGCACCGGCAACUCACCAACAGCUCAAAACGAACUGGUAUGAAACGAAGCAUAUCCGGGCCGUUCGCCUUUCAGCACUUGUCUCAUGGUGAUCAAGCUCAUUUCCGGAACAUGGACACUGUCGCCAAAUCCGAACUGAGUUCUGAAUUCAAAACCAUCCAAGCUGUCCAGCAACCUGAGGACAGUGUACGUGGGAUUCCUAUCACAGAUCUACCACAAAACGUUGAACGGCCAGUGCAUUCUGGGUCGGAUGAACCAACCUCGCCCACUACUGACGCCAUCCCCUAUCUGCCUAUCACGCCUCCUCGCCCUGAGCCUCCUCCAAAGGAUCCUCUCUUAUCUCCAUGCAGCCCCGCUGAUGUUCGACUCUCUCGGUCUAUGGAAAACUUUUCUCGUCCCACCAGACUGUCCGUCACACCCAGCGAUCUCUCCCCGUCCUUUCAGCUUUCGGAAAAGCUGUCAGUCCUGAGCCCCAUCUGCCGCAAUAGCAUGCUCGGCAAACCGCUACCAAUAUUGCCAGAUGUCGUACACGCCGUAUCUACGAGGGACGACAGUGCCCUCCCACUGCGCACAGCUCCACUGCCUUCACCACCCGUGAUCAGGAUGGAAGCUGUGCUGGAAGAAGACAAGAUGGAGAGUACCGUUCUACCGACAGACGGCAUGUGCGCUUUGACAAGAGAACAAAAGCGACGCAGCCAGUCAUCGGGCGAGCUUCAGCUCCAAGCCGCAUAUUAUAACUUGACCUCUACAAUGAGAAAUGUGGAGGCGUCUUUGGAUGAACCUGUGGCAGAUCCAGAAAGUCAUCCUUGCCCAGCCAGAUGCUCUCUCACAAUGAGACCUGUGCAGAUUCAGGAUUGGGAAGACGCAAUUGACUACUCUUGGGACCUCGAUGCUGACGAAGACAAGAGUGAUUCAGAUGCGACAGUCGAGAGGCCAGACGGUAGUAGUAUCCCGCAGGAGAAUUACCUGGUCAUCGGGCAGAACGCCGUCGAUGAGGCGUCCUCGUCAGCUUCCACUCCUUUGAUGAUGCAACUCCCAAAGACGACAUACCAACCAGACCUCGAGCAGAGGGCAGAGAGGUGGUCUAGUGCCGAACCCAAGGAGCCAUCCUCACCUUUACUGGGACUUGGGAUCGGCCCCCUUCAGCCAGUGCCGGAUGUCUUUAUUGCAGAACCCGAGACCGCUUUUGUCCCGCGACCUGGUGCCUCACAUCAUCCGACCGAUAUCUACCGUCCACAGAUCUUGCGAAGCCCAUUUUCUUCGAUCAGCAAGUCAAGUUCUCAAGAAAGCAUUAUCCUUUCCAUUGCUUCCUCGGUUGUUGGAACGCAGAGAUCAUCGCACUCGAGCACUUCAUUGUCGGAUUUUGCCCACUUGGCCAAUUUUGGCGAAUCAAUGGAGAGUCUCAAAUUAGACCAUCAAGAAGUCUCGCCUUGUGGUGAGCAUCACAACAGAGAGGGCAGCCAAGAAACCAUUCGUGAAGAGUCUCAAACGGAUUACAACGAGAACGGUGAAGCUAUUUAUGGCUCGUCUGAUUUUCCAACGACGUCGCCCACACUCAGGCACGACCGUGGCUCAUCAGCGCCUUCCAUUCCAAUUCCUGAAAGGAAGUCAUCAAUGCCCGGCGGCGACCCGUCGAGAGCAAGUGGACGCAGACGGGCUGGUACCACCAACUCUCGUCCUCGACGUAAUACUCGUGUGUCUUACUCCCUUUUCCCGGCACCCCCUUCACAUUGACUCGACUUAUCGGGUGAGACGGCAAUGUACUAUUCUACGGAGCACGGCUGGUUACCACCGGAGAUCUCCUGAUCUAUUUGUCCCGUUGUUUUGUUUUUAUGAGCUAAUGAUUGCGUUUGUUGGGUUUUCUUUGCCACGAUGUUUUAUGAUUCAAAUGCGAUCCCCCAAGGACAAUUAUACUACUGAGGGGGGAAACAGUUAGACUCGACAGGGAGUAUGGAUUGGACUGGCAGGUCGGUAAAGACGAGGCCAACAAAAGGACCUGGUUUUGGAAAAGUCGAUGGUUUCUUUCCGGUCUGGGUGCAGACUGUAUUGUUUUUUGAGCAAGGAUUCUUCAAACCCUGGUUCUGGAGUGUACGCUAGAUCCAAGAAUUAUGGCUAUAAAGGGUGAAAUUCAGGGUGGUUGGAAGGUAAAAGUGCUCAACUGGCGGCGAGGUGAUGGACAUCUGAAUGCAGCUUCUGCAGCAUGCAUGCAUCCAGCUUCCGCAAUGCAUUCUGCUUGUGCAAGGGGACUGGCAAGGUCGGCAUGCUGCAUGAGGCUGCAGGGCGCUUCUCCAGCCUCAGACCCGCCACGACUCAGAGCCUAGUCAAAAGAUGUAUAAGCACCAAAGGAUCAACAGUGUUAAAUACAAGGCGAUCAAGCAUGCAUUUGUCCAUCCUUGACCUUCAAGAG
Molecule: messenger RNA, 3541 nt
Organism: Exophiala xenobiotica
Lineage: Eukaryota; Fungi; Ascomycota; Eurotiomycetes; Chaetothyriales; Herpotrichiellaceae
Exons: 3
Coding region: 667-2868 (733 amino acids)
Source: RefSeq, a predicted model, not a curated record